AAUAAAUAAAUAGCAAAUUAAAUCGUACACAAUAAAUAAAAAUUAAAGCAUGGGCUUUUUCAAAGUUUAGUUGUGUGUGCGCUUAUUAAAAGAAUUAUUUUACGGCGCACAAGGACUGCACAAUGGAUACGAGCAAUUGCAAGCAGAUAAGCCUCAAUGAGCUGCCCGAUGAAAUCCUUGAAUUUAUAUUCACUUACCUACCACCCUAUGGCGAUCUGGAGCAUUGCAGUCUGGUGUGCAAGCGCUGGCAGCUCAUUGUGAAGAAUCUUGUGCGUCGCUCUCAAAUGAAUUUGGAAAAGGCCCUUAGCGACUUUCGCCUACGAUGGGAGGUUUAUUCACAGGAAACUGCGGCAGCCAUGGAGGCCAACUGUUCAAGUGUAUCAAAGCGCAUGCCCAUGCCCAUUAUUGCGGGACGCUUCGCACACUCGGCAGUGCGUCAAGGCAACUCCAUGUAUGUGUUUGGCGGCGGCUCUUCCUCGGAUACAACAUUUAAUGAUUUAUGGCGCUUUGACCUGACGCACAUGCGCUGGUCGCGUCCACUGGCCACAGGCACAUAUCCCUCACCCAAGGGCAGCGCCUCAAUGGUGGCAUGGCAGGAUAAACUGGUGUUAUUUGGCGGCUGGCGCUAUCCCUCGCUACAUCCGCCGUAUCAGCCUUGGUGCCUUUUUGAUGAGCUGCACUAUUACGAUCUAGCAAAGGAUCGCUGGCUAGCGCGCAACGCACUGCCCUGUCCACCGCCAAUGGCUGGGCACUCUGCCAGCGUCCAUGGUGAUCGCAUGAUUGUCUUCGGUGGCUAUCAAAUAAAAAACGAUGUCAAUGUUAACUCCAAUGAUACUUGGGUGCUGGAUCUCAAUGAACAGCGCUGGUGGCAGCCACUUUUUGUAGGCAAUACGCGUCCAGCGCCGCGCUAUGGCCAAAUACAAGUGGAGCUGGACAAGCAGCGUCUGCUUAUCGUCGGCGGCUGUGGCGGCGCCAAUCGUGUCUACACGGAUGCCUGGCUGUUGGACAUGUCACGUGAUGCUUGGUGCUGGCGACAGCUUAAUGUACGCAAUAAGAACUUUGGUGCCGUGCAUAUGUGGUGCAAUCCUGGAUGCAGAGUCAAGAACUACCUCGUUGUUGUGGGACCGUCACCAAAAAUGCCUCAGGAUUUCCAAAUCAUGACACAACGCCGUGUGCCCGCUUUUGGUGGCAGCUCACUGCGUUUUGCUGGCCUGGGCAUGGAACCGCCACCACCAGGGGCACAGUUGCAGCUGGGACAGCGUCCAGUGCAACUACCAGUGCGUCGGCCCGCAGUGCAGCAGCACGAGCAGCUACGCCUGCCAGCGGGUCAGGGUGCAGCAGCUGACGCCAUUGUGCCGCAAGAGCAAUAUUUGGCCAACAGACGUGCCAUACUCAACCAGCAUAUGCACAAUGCGGCACAGUUUAUGCACAACAAUAAUGUUAACAAUAAUAACAACCAUUUUCAACCUCGUUUUGGUCGUCUCAGCGAUUUGCAUGCGUCCCCAGCGGUCCCAGCUGCAGCGGCAGCGGCAGCAGCGCCACCAGCUCCAGAUGGUGAUGCAGAUGCAUUGCAGCGUUUGCAACGCAAUUUGGCAUUGCGUUGCCGCGAAAACGAGCCAUUGCUUCCGAAACGCUUUGACGAGCACUAUGAGGAUCCCUUUCGAAUGGCUGCGUUUAAUGUGCCAGGACGCUCGCGCAGCGCAUCACGUGAUCAUAACGAGCGCAUCAGACGCAUGGAGGAGAAAAUGAAUGCCAUACGCAACUCGCGACGCAGUGCACCUGCCCAAGUGGAGCCACAAAAGUUGCGCGCACCAUCACCCAAGCGUAUCAGAUGCAAUGUGCAGUCGUUGUUUGUCUGCGAUAUUUCAAGCCUGUUGCAGAGCACCAAUUGCAAUGAGCCAGGCCUGGAUUGGGUGGAAUAUAAAAACUUUGGCGUACUCAAUGGCGCACCCGAUAGGCUUAUACUCUCCAGCCUGAUAGCCGGCAACGGUGAGCUGAUCUUGUUCGGUGGCGUGCACAAGGAGACGCUGACGGACAUCACGCAUCAAGUGUCCAAUUCCAUACACUUUCUAAGUGUGCCACGUGAUAUUAUCUAAGCGCAUAAGCAAACAACAAACACAAACAUAUAGAAAUACAUACAAACCUAUACAUAUAGUCAUAUAUCGCUAAACCCAAAACAGUUCCAGCUAUGUUCGCCUUUUGCUGCUAAUUCGAAACUAUAAAUUAUUUGCUUGCGUUUAGAGUUUGACUUUCAAUUAAAGUGUAAAAUAUUGUAAUUU
Messenger RNA from Drosophila busckii, 2279 nucleotides. RefSeq names its product F-box only protein 42 (gene Fbxo42). Lineage: Eukaryota; Metazoa; Arthropoda; Insecta; Diptera; Drosophilidae. Bases 123 to 2096 code for a protein of 657 amino acids. The record is from RefSeq and is a predicted model, not a curated record. Gene Ontology annotation, molecular function: protein binding. The transcript is spliced from 3 exons.